Messenger RNA from Stereum hirsutum FP-91666 SS1, 579 nucleotides. RefSeq lists its product as uncharacterized. The record is from RefSeq and is a predicted model, not a curated record. Bases 1 to 579 code for a protein of 192 amino acids. Lineage: Eukaryota; Fungi; Basidiomycota; Agaricomycetes; Russulales; Stereaceae. The transcript has a single exon.
AUGGGUGUUAACCAAAGUGUCUGGAUGGCGAACGACAGCGGACAAGAUAUCUACAUCAUAGCAGCUCCCAACCCCGACUGGGCCAUUGCCGAUAUCGUCACCGACGUCGCCCUCAUUUUCGUGGGCCUCACAGAGCUCAAAGCCGUCUUCACCGCCGCUGAAUUACCCGCGACCAUUGCUUCCCUCCGAGACCUAUACGAAUUCGUCAAGAUCACGGGAACGCUGCUCUCGGGAUCGUUCAGCGUCGGUACUCGCCCCACCGAAGCUGCAUUGAAGGUCAUCGAGGCCGUGAAGAAGAACUCCAUCCCUAUCGCAGCCGGGGAUCACAAAAAUAUCAAGGACGAGAACUUUUUGUCCAUGUACCUCAAUGCGAGCGGGAUUGCGGGUAUGUUGGGCGCGAGCACGGUGUCGGUGAUGGUCAUGAGCGGGGAUGGGAAGCAGGUCGCGUUGUAUAAUACGCCUCCGGAUGAUUCGUGGAUCGCGACGAGGGAGCAGAAGAUAGUUAGGUCGAAGUACGGGAGUAUCUGGCAAAAGGACCCUGGGGCUGGAUCAGUCGACUGGCCUAUCAGCCAAGCUUAG